UCUCUAUACCUAUAGUGUCUUAUCGGCGGGGUGUUGUGGCUUUGCCUAUCGACGAUGUGUAUAGUGCGAGUCGAGCGAGAAUAUCAAGACGCGUGCGGGGGCUUCAUUGUUGUGACGCAGACUUAGAAACAAAAACAAAUCGUAUUUACUGUUAUCGCGAUGCGGCCGCCGCGAGCCGCGCUCUCAGCUGCUCAAGCUAUAAUCCUGAAAGCUGCACCUAUUCGCGCAAGUCUAAGCCCCGUUAUAUAGAGGGCGCUGAAACGAGGGAUUCUUGGACGUGCGGGUGUACGUUGACAUCGCUAGAUGACUCUACCUCUCGCUCCACCUGCGCAAGCUACGCUUAAUUGUAUAUAAUUUCAUCGUGUGCACCGAAUGUGCACCCAAUAACGCAUCGGGUACUUAUAGGUAUAUAUGGGUACCUAUAUAUUUUGGAAAUGACGACAGAAUAUACUGUGGAUCCAAGGCGAUAAAUUCAUUCAAGAACCAAAAGUUUUCGAGGCAGUGUCCAUUGAUAAUAGGUACAGCGGAAUCGCGGAAGAACGAAGGAAACGUCGCUUAAUUUAAGUAGUACGAAGUACAAGAGGUGGUUAUCCAGAAUAACAGACUUUAUAAACAAACAACAAAAUGUCUGAGCGUAAAGUAUUAAACAAAUACUAUCCCCCGGAUUUCGAUCCGUCGAAGAUUCCGCGCAUGAAAUUAGCGCGGAAUCGUCAAUACACGGUUCGUUUGAUGGCCCCGUUCAACAUGAGAUGCAAGACUUGUGGAGAGUACAUCUACAAGGGUAAAAAAUUCAAUGCCAGAAAGGAGGAUGUCGAAGGUGAUACAUACCUGGGUAUACGUAUAUACAGAUUUUACAUAAAGUGCACUAGGUGUCUGCAAGAAAUUUCCUUCAAAACUGACCCUAAGAAUACAGACUAUGAGAUCGAGGCUGGGGCCACGAGAAAUUUCAUGGCCCUCAAGUUAGCGGAAGAGCAAGCCAAGCGAGAAGAAGAUGAGGAGAAAGAAGAGGAGGCUACUAAUCCUAUGAAGUUGUUAGAAAAGAGGACACAGCAAUCGAAAAAUGAAUUGGAUCUAUUGGAGUCCUUGGAGGAACUGAAGGAUUUGAACCGCAGGCAGCAAACCAUAAAUUACGACGAGAUGCUUGAACAGUAUGACACAUCCGCUGCUAGGAUAAGAACAGAAAAGGAGCAAGAGGAGUACGACGAGCAGCUAGUCAAGGAAAUAUUCAAGAACAAGAAGAGGGUUGUGGGAGAAGUCAUUGAAGAAGAAACAGUAGAAGAACCAGUGGAAAAAUUACCAAAGCUGUCAUCCACUUCAUCAGAUUUGGUACCUGUAGCAGUUUCAAAAUCCACUGUCAGCAUCGCUGCCAGGAGAAAAAAUCUUGGUAUUAAAUUAAAAUCGAAUAAGCCUGCUGAAGCCACGGGUGUUAGUAAGAAUGAAACGACUGGCAGCAACAGUGAAAAGGAUGAUGUACAAAGUGCCAGCAAGAACUGUGAUACUCCAAAAGUAGAGACUGUUAGUGCUACUGAAAAGAAACCAAGUGGACUGUUAAUGUUGGGUGCAUAUUCGGACAGCAGUGGCAACGAUAGUGACUAGACUAAUAUGAAAAGUAUAUUUUGGUAUUAAAAUACAAAGCACAGUACACACAUUUUUUUGUAAUGAAAAAAAAAAAUGACGGUACAAAAUAAAUUUAUUUUUAAAAAUAUCUGGAUUGUAAAUUGUCUGUAAAAAGUCAGUUUAUUAAUGAAAGACACUGUAGUCUGUAGCUAAUUGAUUAAAGUACUAGGUAAUAAAUUUAUAUGCAUUAAUUUGACACUGAAAAA
Molecule: messenger RNA, 1823 nt
Organism: Nasonia vitripennis (jewel wasp)
Lineage: Eukaryota; Metazoa; Arthropoda; Insecta; Hymenoptera; Pteromalidae
Product: splicing factor YJU2
Exons: 2
Coding region: 625-1596 (323 amino acids)
Biological process (GO): mRNA splicing, via spliceosome
Cellular component (GO): U2-type catalytic step 1 spliceosome
Source: RefSeq, a predicted model, not a curated record